Messenger RNA from Drosophila bipectinata, 651 nucleotides. It is a transcript of the gene Obp84a, whose product is annotated as Odorant-binding protein 84a. Lineage: Eukaryota; Metazoa; Arthropoda; Insecta; Diptera; Drosophilidae. Gene Ontology annotation, molecular function: odorant binding. The record is from RefSeq and is a predicted model, not a curated record.
AUGUUUCGAAACGUAUGUGUUAUUUCGUUGUUGUAUCUAGUUUUUGUUGCUGGGCAGGAUAUCGUCCCCGAUGAUCCUGAAGUGCAGAAGGAAAUGCACCAGAUGUUCUACAAGGCUAGGGUGGCCUGUGCGGAUGAAAAUUUAGUUCCGUAUGUUAAAAUCUGUUUUAUUUUUGCUCUGUUAAACUUGAGCUUGGCCCUUCAGGAUCAAGCCAAGGAUAAUGGCGAUAUAUUCAUUAUAAACUAUGACAGCUUCGAUGGCGAUGUGGAUGAUAUAUCCACGACUACGCCAGCUCCCAAGGAAGCAGACUAUGUAGAUUUUGACGAUGUCGUUCGUAACUGCAAUGCUAGUUUCAUAACUCCGAUGUCCAAUGUGUUGACUUUUAAUAACACUGGUACCCUGCCAGACGAAAAGGAUAAAACGAGCAUGUGCUACUUUCACUGCUUCUUUGAGAAAUCUGGCCUGAUGACAGACUAUAAGCUAAAUGCGGACUUGGUGCGUAAAUAUGUUUGGCCAGCAACUGGAGACUCCCUCGAGGUUUGCGAAAAAGAAGGAAAGGAAGAUGCCAAUGCCUGCGAGAGAGGCUACGCCAUUGUCAAGUGUGUCUUUACCAGAUCCCUCACUGAUGCCAGGAACAAGCCCACCGUUUAA